This is a messenger RNA of Schistosoma mattheei, 2005 nucleotides long. The record is from the annotation of a GenBank genome assembly. Lineage: Eukaryota; Metazoa; Platyhelminthes; Trematoda; Strigeidida; Schistosomatidae.
GUUCACACAAAUUUUAUUGAACCAUUAGUGUUCAAUAAUUAGACAAUUUAGCUUUUGGUCAGUAGAACUCAAUACUCCUAUUCUGCUUAAUAUAAUGAGUAAAAAUUAAAAUUUGGAACGUAGUAUAAGACAAUUCUUCGGUGCAGAUCAAUAACAGACUUAAAUGAACACAAGUUUGAACAGUAUUACAAUCCGCAUCAUAAUGGGUCAUUUUUUCUCGAGGCGAUUCCAUGUGAGAUAUCAACGUGGGCUUCAUAUCCCACUGUGUUUAUGAAUUUUAUUUCCUUGUGCGGUCAUAUAUACAUAGGGAGGAGUAAUCACGAUUUGUGAAUUAGGGUGUCUGAACAUGUAACUAAAUGGCUGCGGAAACAUAAAAUCAAAUGAUGCAAUAAAAGUAGAUGAUAAACAUCUAUCUUCCUUCUAAGCUGAGAUGGGUGGUGGCUAACAGUGGAAUCUUCGACACUCAUUUCGUCAUAUUUGAGAUUCAUCAGCUGGAUGUACCUGCAUCCCAGUGUUGAUGCUCAACCCGGGACUCGAGCCCAGUGUCGUCCAUUAUCCAACUCUGCUUAUGAUGCUUGUGACUUACGGCAAUAUCGAGGAAAUCCGUACAUGAUUCAGAAAUGCUAAAAAAGACUGAUCAAUUACAGUCCUAAACAUCAUUCGGAAGAUUAAAGUAGUCAAUGCAAUUGAAUUGUUGGUGAAUGUCAGGAGAAUUUUUUCAUUUCAAUCUACAAAGUACGAUAGAGAGGUAGUGUAAUUGACAAAUGUUAAAAUAAUGUAACUAUCUUACCAUGUUAUUUUGAACUACACUUCAUUGAUUAUAGAUAGAUAAUAAGGAAAAUUAUGUGAGUUAUACCGCAUUGAAUAUCAAACCAGCAUUAUCGGUAUUGGUGGGAACAUCAAAGUUAUUUGAAUGUUCACAAUAGAGGGAGAUGUUUAUUUAUCGUAUACUCUCAUUAGGCUAUUGGGGUUCAUUUGUUUCGGUAACCAUUUAGAUAUGUAUUGAAUCACCUUUAUAUACGGAUCACGAAUUCUUCUAUGUCUAUGUGUUCAUGCAUAUACGUAAAUUGAUAAAUACAAGGAGUUAUGACAUACUGAUUGUUUACAUGUUGUUUAGAUUCUCAGUGAAGCAAAUGCCCUUAAUUUUCAGUAAUGAUGAUUUGGGCUGCGUUACUUUCCCUAAACUAUGCCAAUUUUCUUCUCUCUAGGUAUAUAUGAUCUCGUCAAUAAUUUGGGCUCUUUAGCGGCUCGUCUACUUUUCUUACCAUUGGAAGAAAGUUGUCAUUUUAUGUUUAGUCAAUGUAUUCAAAGAGAUGUCUCUCCAAAUAAACAAGACAAAAAAUUACUUAUGGAUGCAUUUCGUAUGCUUAAAACAGCUUUACGUAUUUCAAGUCUUAUAGCUUGGAUUGGUGUAACUUAUGCUCAAGCUAAUUCUCGUUUAUUAUUAAUGAUUUACGCUGGGCAUAGAUUAGCUGAUAAUUAUGUAGCAGUCAAUUUAUUACAAUUAUAUUCUGCUUAUGUUUUGUUACUUGCAUGGAAUGGUUCGACUGAAGCGCUGUUGAAUUCCGCAAUGUCAACAGAUGAAGUUUUACGUCACAAUCAACGUUUAAUAAUAUUUUCUACAAUAUUUCUUAGCGCAAAUUGGUUUCUUGUCCCAAUAUUCAAUGUAUACGGUUUUGUACUGGCCAACUGUAUUAAUAUGAUUACUCGUAUUUUAUAUAGUGUUUAUUAUAUUAACAAAUUUUUGGCAAAAAUUGAUGAACCAACGAAUAUUGAAAAACAAAACAACUUGGAUGAUGAUGAUAAUGAUAGCAGCUGCAGUAGUAGUGGUAAAUCAUCGACUUUCGUGGUGUUAUCAAACUGUGAAAUGGAAAAAUUCUCAAAUAUUUCAUUAUUAUCAUUAAUGUUCCCAUCAUAUAGUGAAAUGUGCAUUCUGUCCAUUUCACUUGUAUGUACUUUAAUUUCACAAUACUUUUUUGUUGUUCUUUUGGCAUUCUAUGGAUGA